Molecule: messenger RNA, 2683 nt
Organism: Astrephomene gubernaculifera
Lineage: Eukaryota; Viridiplantae; Chlorophyta; Chlorophyceae; Chlamydomonadales; Astrephomenaceae
Source: the annotation of a GenBank genome assembly
GCCCAGGCAACCAACCAGCAAACCUACUUACGAAGUCUAUUGGUAUAGGGCGUGUUUUAACAGUACGCAUUUUCGAGCAUAUUCGCACCGGUUUGCAGGGACGGCACGGUCUCACCAUCCUUGUUACAGUCACCACUGAGCGCGCGCUGAGGUCAAGUACCUGCCUAAGCAACUUUUAUGAACGUCGCAAGUAGUCGAACGUUGAUGCGGUUAGGCUUGCACCGGGGCGUGCACAUUUCUGCCGUGGGCCCUGCCGUUACCCGCUGCGUCCGGCAAGCAUACGCAACCUCCAGACUGAGCGGCUCGUCCGCAGAUACCCUUAAACGCACACCGCUUAGAGUCGCUUUGGCGGCCAUCGGAGCCUCAGCUAUGGGCGCCGGGCUGGUCUACGGCCAUGCUGCUGCCGAGGUCGAUGACGCUGAUGUGCGCACUGCGCGCGUGGCUGUGAUGUCCACACCUGCCUGCCCCUACUGCAAGCGCGCUAAGGAGGCUCUGACUUCUGCCGGUAUUGCUUUUGUGGACGUAAAUAUUGGGGCGGAUGAGGCGCUACGGCAAACAGUCCGCGAGCUGACCGGAAAGCGCACUGUUCCUCAGAUAUUCGUGGGGGGCCGCAGCAUUGGCGGCUGUGACGACUUGCUAGCUCAGCUAGCCGAUGGAUCCUUCCAGCAGCACCUAGCCGAGGCAUCCGCACCAGCUGCAGCGGAAGCGGAAGCGUCGGGCGAUAAAAUUGGAUCUGGAUCCGGAUUUGCCGUACCGCCCGAGCUGCUAGCCGCAAUCCAGGCUGCACAGCAGCGAGCCGUGCAAGCACAGGAUGUGUCUGCCGCUGCUGCCGGAACCUCCACCGCCGCCAGUCGGCGCCUGCGGGAGCUUGCAGCUGGGAUGGCUCGGGAGCCUCGAGAGGGCGGAAUACCGCGGGAGGAGCGGAAAAUAGGGAGCCGUACCUUCCGAGUCUUCUCCCUAGCUCAGCUGCGGCAGUGGCUGGCGGCGGAGGCGGCCGACCCCGACCCGCCCGCCACCGCUGCACAGCUGCUGGCGGCGAACCUAAUCACGCCGGCGGCAGCGGAUUGUACGGCAGCGGCGGCGGCGGCGACGAAGGUGGCAGCCGCGGCUGGGAAGGGGGGUUUAGCGGAGGAGGGAGUGCUGUUGGCGCUGGUGUCGGAGGCUCCGCGGCCGGCUGCUGGCGAGGCGCUGAACACGCAGUACUGGUGGCAGGGGCCUGCUAGGCCGGCGUCAGAGGUGGCCGCAAGUCUGCGGCAGCUCAUCCUAGAGCUGUACGCCACACACCUCAGUCCCGACGGCCGGUCCGUGAGCUACGGUGCGCUGCGCAGUGACCCACGGUUCGCCGCCUUCGUCGCUGCCACUGCGGAGCUGCAGCAGGUGGACCUAGCCCCCCUGUCCCGAGAGGAGCUCAUUGCCUUCGCCAUCAACCUCUACAACGCGCUCAUCAUCCACGCACUGGUGGCGCUGGGCCUCACGCGCAUGACGGCUGCCCAGCGCUCCACCUUCUUCUCGCGCACUGCCAAGUACAACAUCGGCGGUCUUGACUUCAGCGCUGACGACCUGGAGCAAGGGGUGCUGCGGGGCAACCGCGCCGGCGCCACCCACCUGCUGAGCCUGCUGGGGCUGCCCCAGCUGGCCGGGGGCCACUUCAGCAGGGGGGACCCGCGGGCGCGCAAGGUGGUAUCGCCCAUAGAUCCGCGCAUCCACUUUGCGCUGGUGUGCGGCGCGCGCUCCUGCCCGCCCAUCAAGCUCUACUCGGCGGCCAACUUGGAGGAGGGGCUGGCGGCGGCGGCGGAGGCCUUCUGCGCCACGGAGGUGCAGGUGGACCGCGCGGCACGGGAGGUGCGGCUGUCCAAGAUCUUCAAGUGGUACGCCAUUGACUUUGGGUCAAACAAGCUGGAGCGCUUGUCGUACUUGGCGGGUUUCCUACCAGAAUGUGCGCGGGAGGACCUACUGGCGUUGCUGCAGGAGGCCAAAUCGGGUGUGGGCGACAUUCGCGUGUCGUACAAAGAGUACGACUGGAACCUGAAUGGCACGGACUAACGGGCAAGCGUUCUGUAUUUUUGGCAGUUAAGAAUGCUGCUGCGAGAGGUGAUGCUGGGAAGGUUUAACCAUGUUGCUGCCCUGUCCUCAAGUAUCCAGUGCACAAAACCCUUCAUAUGUUUACCGUAUAUGAAUCACGCAUAGGAACAUGCGUUGGUCGCCACGUACACCCAAUUAGCAUUAGCAUACCUGCAGGCCGUUCGACUGUUUGGGGGUAUUGGAGGACGUUGCAAGCCAAAUGAAGGGCGGGUACUGCGCCGCAUGUCAUAAUAGUUACAAUUGACAAGGACCAAUGGUGGUUACUCGCAGCCAUUUGAAUAGGCAGUAUGCGUAUGUACAGAUGACUCAUACGGCAAUAGUCCAUCCUGUCCUACGGGUGAUUCUUUCUGGCGACGUUCUACAAGGCACGUCCCAGGACCUCUGCCAAGAUAAUGGUCCGAGGCUACUGUCACAAUACGAUACUAGGACAAAGCUUAAGAAAGAAGAGCUUGUUCACACGUGAUCGCGCCCACACGUCAGGUGCAUAAUAAAUAUCAGCAGCAUCAUGCAUCCCGCGCACUGCCUCCGACCUUCAAACGCCAGGCCCUCAGCUAUAAAGGCCUAGACAAGCAAGCAAACCCAACGCAAGGACGUAGUCCUG